AUGAAAGGAAAAUUGCAAGCAGUGGGAAGAGAUCGUCUCAGCUCUACAGCAGUAUCCAACGAGCCCACAUCAGGGGAUGCUAAGUCCACGAGCAUGUGGAGAUUAUGGGCAACAGACUUACGAUUUGGAAACUACGCAAAUCUCGGAGAACAGCAAGAACCGUUUUGUACCAAGCUCUCCCACUACACAAUAUGCUAUUGUCCGCUUGAUGAUAAAGUUCAAUUCAACAAUAUAGCACAACAGCAGAUAAAUCGUGUGUGUUUCUGGGGAUACGGUUGCUCACAGCUCUAUGAACCGUAUAUCAGUGCGAGGACACGAGAAAACGGUUCUCCAGGAUCUAUCCAGCUCUCGUCUUGCUUCUGA
This is a messenger RNA of Marasmius oreades (fairy-ring Marasmius), 363 nucleotides long. RefSeq lists its product as uncharacterized. The record is from RefSeq and is a predicted model, not a curated record. The coding region runs from base 1 to 363 and encodes 120 amino acids. Lineage: Eukaryota; Fungi; Basidiomycota; Agaricomycetes; Agaricales; Marasmiaceae. The transcript has a single exon.